CACCACCCACCACACCAAAGGAACCCACCAAGUAGUACUACUACAACUUUUUCAUCUUAUAUAUGACCCAUUAAGCUAUACUCAAAAGUGUAUAUUUUUAUCUCUUCAGCUUCUAAACUCCAAAAAACCCAAAUGGGUUACAGAGUCAUUACUCUGCUUCUAUUCUCUCUGUUUUGCCAAGUUCUGUUUGUGUCCCUACACCAAGCAACAGCAUCAAAGUUCCACAAUGUAAGUAAUAUAAAAGGGAAAAAGUCAGUGGCAUCAAGUGGGUGCAAUUUGUUCAUAGGAAGUUGGGUGGUUAACCCUUCUUAUCCUCUCUAUGAUUAUUCAACUUGUCCUUUCAUUGAUGCUGAAUUUAAUUGCCAAAAGUAUGGAAGACCUGACAAACAAUACCUUAAAUACUCUUGGAAACCUGAUUCAUGUGCCUUACCCAGGUUCGAUGGUGUGGAUUUCCUAAACAAAUGGAAGGGUAAAAAGAUAAUGUUUGUGGGUGACUCACUGAGUUUGAACAUGUGGGAAUCGUUGUCUUGUAUGAUUCAUGCGUCGGUGCCCAAUGCAAAGACCAGCUUUUUGAGGAAAGAAGCACAGUCUGCAGUGACCUUCCAGGAGUAUGGAGUAAGUAUACAACUAUAUCGUACACCUUAUUUGGUAGACAUAAUUCGAGAAAGUGUUGGGAGAGUGCUUACAUUGGACUCUAUUAUGGCUGGAGAUGCAUGGAAAGACAUGGACAUGUUGAUAUUCAAUUCGUGGCAUUGGUGGAUCCACAAGGGACAAUCUCAAGGAUGGGAUUAUAUAAGAGAUGGAAAAAAUCUGCUCAAAAACAUGGACCGUUUAAAGGCAUACAAUAAGGGAUUGACCACUUGGGCUAAUUGGGUUGAUCUUAAUGUUGAUCCUUCCAAAACUAAAACAUUCUUUCAAGGCAUUUCUCCUACUCAUUACCAGGGAAAGGAGUGGAAUGAACCAAAAACAAGUUGUAGUGGACAACUUGAACCAUUAUCUGGUUCAACAUAUCCAACAGGUCUACCUCCAGCAAGUAACAUAUUAAACAAUGUGUUAAAGAAGAUGAAAACUCCAGUUUAUUUACUUGACAUUACACUUCUCUCACAACUAAGAAAAGAUGCACACCCUUCUUCCUAUAGUGGUGAUCAUGCAGGCAAUGAUUGUAGCCAUUGGUGUUUACCAGGAUUACCUGAUACUUGGAACCAGCUUCUAUAUGCAGCUCUUUCCAUGUGAAUGUGAAGUUACAUGUUUAUCCUUUGGUUUUAUAUUCACCUGGUGACUUCAGAAAAUUGUGGAUUUGUUGGAAAAAUAGAUAAUAAGGGAUCAAAAUCUAGUGUAAAAUUAUAGGAUUGUUCAAUAAUUUACUAUACGAAUUAAGUUCAUCUGAAAGAGGAGAUUUCUUGCAUAUCAAGAAAACUACCUUACAAGGGGAUAAAAAAAAUCUAAUUUUAUUGAAUCAUAGAUUAUAUAUAGAACUUUAUUAUUGAUUGAUGCACCAUGUAAAAUAUUCCAUACUCAGUAAGUUAUAACAGCCACAAGGUUGAUUCUAUUUGUGAAAUUUUGUCUUUCCUUUCGAUAAAGAAAGUUGUAUUUUCACUUUUUUGUGUGUACAAUAAUGAUGACAAUUAGAUUUGUGCCUAUAUUUUAAUGCAAA
Cicer arietinum (chickpea) is the source of this 1654-nucleotide messenger RNA. RefSeq names its product protein trichome birefringence-like 38. Gene Ontology annotation, cellular component: Golgi apparatus. NCBI's taxonomy places the organism in Eukaryota, Viridiplantae, Streptophyta, Magnoliopsida, Fabales, Fabaceae. The record is from RefSeq and is a predicted model, not a curated record. Gene Ontology annotation, molecular function: O-acetyltransferase activity.